Molecule: messenger RNA, 1143 nt
Organism: Eimeria maxima
Lineage: Eukaryota; Apicomplexa; Conoidasida; Eucoccidiorida; Eimeriidae
Exons: 8
Coding region: 1-1143 (380 amino acids)
Source: RefSeq, a predicted model, not a curated record
AUGCAGCAGCAGCAGCAGCAACAGCAGCAGCAGCAGCAGCAGCUGCUGCAGCAGCAGCAACAAAAAGCUCUGCUGCAGCUGUUGAAUAAACAGCAGCAAGAAUACCAGCAGGAGCAGCAGCGCUGGCUGCAGCAGGAGCAGCAGCUCGACGUGCUGCAGCAGCUGCUCGACAGUCUAGAGAUCCAAGUGCAGCAGGAGCAGGAGCAGCAGCAGCAGCAGCAGCAGCAGCAGCAGGAUCCUUUAUUGGAUCUGCAGCAACUCGAGGACCAGCUGCAACAGGAAGCUCAGCUGCAGCAGGAGCAGCAGCAACUUGAGCAGCUGGCGCUGCAGCUGCAGCGGCUGCGGGUGACGCAGCAGCAGCAGCAGCAGCAGGAACAGCAGCUCAUACUCAAGCAGCAGCAGCAGCAGCUAAUGCAGCAGCAGCAGCAGCAGCAGCAGCAAAGGGGGGAGGGUAUAAUGCACAUAGAGGCAGAAGAUGCAGCGAUUGGCACUUCUCGUAAUGCCAAGGCCAUCGAUAGCCAUGAUGCUGCAAAACAUGACGGGACAAUUGAGGCGGAUGAGUCAAUGUGCGCUUGGAUGUUUGACACCCUUAUAGCUCACUUCGAUGAAUCUAAUUCUUCCUCUCCUCCUCCUCCUCCCUCUAUUGUAUCCUUACAUCGUUUAGGUGUACGUACACCUGCUUUUGUUACAUGGAUGAAGAGACGCAACAGCAGCAGCAGCAGCAGCAGCAGCAGCAGCAGCAAAGAAGGGUUUAGAGAAGAUAAUGUAGAUCUAAGGGGAUGUAUUGGAUCCUUAAAGCCUAUUCCUAUCAUGAAACUAAAGGACUAUGCCUUAAUUAGCGCUCUGCAAGAUUCGCGGUUUAGUCCAAUCACUCUUUCUGAAAUUCCUGAUCUUAAAUGUCAUGUCUCCUUACUGCAUAGCUUCGAGCGAGCAAAGGAUAUAUACGAUUGGGAGAUUGGCGUUCAUGGCAUAAUCAUUCGAUUCACCGCACCAGGCAGAACAGGAAUGAGAAGAUAUGAGGCUACGUAUCUGCCAGAGGUAGCAGCAGAGACAGGGAUGACAAAAAAGGAGACAAUUGCUUCCUUGGGUUUUUGUUAUACAAAGACGGCGGCCCGUUAUACAGCGGCCGUAUAUUUAUAUUAA